AUGGCGAAAAUACGUAUCUUACACAAGGUUACGACGAUUUUGGAUGGACCACCUUUAUUCCCCUGGAGAUCAUCCGAUAUCUGGACCAGCACGAGAAAAGAUUUCCGAACUCUUCUAUCAUCCGACCGCAUCCAAACGUACGCGGGCGACUCACCUUUCGGGCCACCUUCCUUCACGAUGCUGUCAAAGACGCAUGGUGCCCGGAUAUCUGUGGUGGUGGUGCCGAGUGGACAGUUCGUGUGUGGAGGUUCACCGUGGCCCUCACUCACUCUCUCCAAGGUGUAUAAGAACAGCAUUAGGAACCACCUCUACAACGCUAAUAAUGCUCAAAUUUUCAACCUAUCUUUAAGUCGACCCUGCCCCUACGACAUCACAGAAGUGAGUCUUCAAUACUUCCGACUGGCAUGGAAGCUGUUUCGACCCGUCUUUGGGUGGCCGAAAAGUCGUGCUCAACUCGUUGACUUUGAUGACCCCGACUUUAUACGGCGAGCUUUGGAGUGUCUUCAGGGAAUGGAACAAUCUCAACUCCUCACCAAUGACUCCUUGUACAUGGACGAGAAACGCCCUCGCUUCGUACAAGCCUCACCUGAUGAACGGCCAAGUGUACUUUGUGAUGCGACCGUGAGGACUCUGUUUACUUACAACCAACUUGCUGGUCUACGAGCUUUACGUUACUUAUCACAAGCUAAUGGAGACCUGCCCAUUCUAAGCCAGGGUCACGCAAUGAUACGAGAUUUGGUCACGGCCGCCUACAAUGGGAGUUUGGGAUGGAAUGGCAUCAUACAGGACCGCUGCGACCGUUUCAGUAAUUGCACACAAGACAUUGAAAUCUUCAAAGGGCUUCCAUUUAUCGAUAUCAAGGAUUUUUGUGAAGUACUGGACUAUGUGGGACCAGAUAUUAAAGACUCCCGUCGCAAGAACUGCUCAAGUUAUCGGCUGUGGAUUCGACGGAAUGCAGCUAUUUCCUAUGGAACAGUCGAUCAACUUGGAGAUUUUGGCUCCUACUGGGGUCCGGACCCUUUGAACACGUCGAGCAGAUUCGAUCUAUCGAAACGCAAGUUGCAUGAUUAUCUGUUAUGCUCGUUUCGGCGUGGUUCGAGAGGACCUUCUGACUGGGAGCACACUAUACCAUUUUCCUUGGGACUUUAG
Messenger RNA from Exophiala spinifera, 1149 nucleotides. RefSeq lists its product as uncharacterized. The transcript has a single exon. The record is from RefSeq and is a predicted model, not a curated record. The coding region runs from base 1 to 1149 and encodes 382 amino acids. NCBI's taxonomy places the organism in Eukaryota, Fungi, Ascomycota, Eurotiomycetes, Chaetothyriales, Herpotrichiellaceae.